Molecule: messenger RNA, 1422 nt
Organism: Brassica oleracea var. oleracea
Lineage: Eukaryota; Viridiplantae; Streptophyta; Magnoliopsida; Brassicales; Brassicaceae
Product: syntaxin-121
Exons: 2
Coding region: 227-1228 (333 amino acids)
Biological process (GO): intracellular protein transport; exocytosis; vesicle fusion
Cellular component (GO): endomembrane system; plasma membrane; SNARE complex
Molecular function (GO): SNAP receptor activity; SNARE binding
Source: RefSeq, a predicted model, not a curated record
ACCAAGUCCUCCUUCUUGACUUUCUCCCUCCUCUUUUGACAUUUCCGCAAAAACAUAUUAUAAGAAAAUAAUUAAAUUUUGGACUUUUCCUCUCUCUCUCUCUCUCUACCUUCUUCCGUCGUUCACCAAACCGUGUGGUUUGAAUCAGUACGACUUUCUUCCUUCCUUAUUAAGUCUAUCCGUUGAUUGAAUCCGAUCUGAGACUCUCUAGAUUUUUGAUUCAUCGAUGAACGAUCUGUUUUCCAGCUCAUUCUCUCGCUUCCGCAGCAGCGGAGACGCCGGCGGCGGCGGAGGAGGAGUCCAGAUGACGCAUCCGGCGGGAGUUAACCUCGACAAGUUCUUCGAAGACGUCGAAUCCGUCAAAGAGGAGCUAAAGGAGCUAGAUCGGCUCAACGACACGCUCCGAUCCUCUCACGAGCACAGCAAGACGCUUCACAAUGCCGAAGCUGUCAAAGAUCUCCGCUCCAAGAUGGACGCUGACGUCGGAGUGGCUCUGAAGAAAGCGAAGAUGAUCAAGGUGAAACUCGAGGCGCUCGAUCGCUCCAACGCGGCUAAUCGGAGCCUUCCCGGAUGUGGACCUGGAUCUUCGUCGGAUCGUACAAGGACCUCCGUCCUCAAUGGUUUGAGGAAGAAGCUGAAGGACUCUAUGGAUAGUUUCAACCGCUUGAGGGAGCUGAUCUCGUCUGAGUAUAGAGAUACUGUGCAGAGGAGGUACUUCACCGUCACCGGCGAGAAUCCGGAUGAGAGGACUUUGGAUCGGUUGAUUUCUACAGGAGAAAGUGAGAGAUUCUUGCAGAAAGCAAUACAAGAACAAGGAAGAGGACGUGUCUUAGACACCAUCAACGAGAUCCAAGAAAGGCAUGACGCGGUUAAGGACAUUGAGAAGAAUCUCAGGGAGCUUCACCAAGUGUUUCUAGACAUGGCGGUGCUGGUCGAGCACCAGGGAGCGCAGCUCGACGACAUCGAGAGCCACGUGGGCCGAGCUAGCUCCUUUAUCCGAGGUGGAACUGAGCAGCUGCAAACCGCUCGGGUUUACCAGAAGAACACCCGUAAAUGGACAUGUAUCGCUAUUCUCAUUCUCAUCAUUAUCAUAGUUGUUGUGGUUCUUGCUGUCGUUAAACCAUGGAACAGCGGAGGUGGUGGUGGCGGUGGUGGUGGAGGUCAGCCAACUUCAGGUCAAGGGUCACCACCAAAUCCUCCUCAGGCAAGGCGUCUUCUAUUGCGUUGAAGUGAGUUUCGUAGUUUGCAAAUCUAUUCUUUCUUUGAAACCUUUUUAAUCAAACCAGUAGAAUAUUUCCUUUGUAUAAUCUAUCUAUGAUGCUAUUAUUUUGGUGCACUUUAUGUGAUUUUGGGUUUCUUGUGUUUGGCUGGGGUAUAUGUGCAUUUUGAACCAAAUGAUCUGUUAAUCAUUAUCUUUUAGAA